Messenger RNA from Drosophila novamexicana, 2156 nucleotides. Its product is annotated as cartilage oligomeric matrix protein-like. Gene Ontology annotation, molecular function: calcium ion binding. The record is from RefSeq and is a predicted model, not a curated record. Gene Ontology annotation, cellular component: extracellular region. Gene Ontology annotation, biological process: cell adhesion. The transcript is spliced from 5 exons. The coding region runs from base 203 to 1939 and encodes 578 amino acids. NCBI's taxonomy places the organism in Eukaryota, Metazoa, Arthropoda, Insecta, Diptera, Drosophilidae.
GGGCCAUUUGCAGCAAUCUCAAUCCGGGCUUUCGCUGUGGACCCUGUCCGCCCGGCUUCGAUGGCAUCCAUGCACAUGGUAAAUAUUGUCUUUUUCUAAUAUCUUAUUACUAUAAUAAUAUUGAUUCCUUGCAGGCUAUUCGGCGGACUACUUGGCAGUGGGCUUUCAAAAGCAAACCUGCUUGGAUAUAGACGAGUGCAAAAUGGGCUUCUUUAGAUGUCCGGAACAUGCUGUCUGUCAUAAUAGCAUUGGCUCCUACAGAUGUCAGUGUCAGGAUGGCUAUGUGGCGAAUGGCACCUUCAGCUGUCUAUCUGCGGCCGAUCUCUGUCCCGAUGGCAGCAUCUGCGCCAGAAAUGCCGAGUGCGUGCCCACGGAUAAUUAUCAUUACCAAUGCCGCUGCAGCGUCGGCUGGGCUGGCAAUGGGCGUGUCUGUGGCAGGGAUCGUGACCUGGAUGGCUGGCCGGAUGAGUCGCUGAACUGUGCGGAGGCACAUUGCCGCCGCGACAACUGUCCAGACUUGCCGAAUUCUGGUCAGGAGGAUGCCGAUCUGGAUGGCAUGGGCGAUGGCUGCGACGAUGAUGCCGACAGCGACCAGGUGUUAAAUGGCAAGGACAACUGCCCGUUUGCCUACAAUAGCGAUCAGCUGGACUCGGAUCAUGAUGGCGUGGGUGAUGCCUGUGACAAUUGUGUCUUUAUUUCGAAUCGGCGGCAGCUGGACACCGACGAGGAUGGCCUGGGCAAUGAGUGCGACGAGGACAUGGACAACGAUUCGGUGCUUAAUCAGUAUGAUAAUUGUCCUGCGCUGCGCAAUCCGAAUCAAUCCGAUGUGGACAACGAUGGUGUGGGCGAUUUGUGCGACAAUUGUCCAACCAUACCAAAUCCCACGCAGGAAGAUCGGGACAUGGAUCUAGUGGGCGAUGCCUGCGACAGCGACAUUGAUGGCGAUGAUGACGGCAUACAGGACUCCGAGGAUAAUUGCCCCAUGGUCAGCAACUCAGAUCAACUGGACACGGAUGACGAUGGCAAGGGCGAUGCCUGUGACGAUGACAUGGAUGGCGAUGGCGUGCCAAACUACAGAGACAACUGUCCACUGGCCAAGAACCCGCAACAGUUGGACAUUAAUCACAAUGGCAAGGGCGAUGUCUGCGAGGACGACGAGGACGAGGACGGCACGCCAAAUAUUAUCGAUAACUGUCCAAACAAUUCCAUGAUACAACGCACCGAUUUCCGCACUAUACGUUCGGUUAUCUUAGAUCCUGAGGGCGAUGCUCAACUGGAUCCCAAUUGGGAGGUGCAUGCAAAUGGUUCGGAGAUUAUACAAACUCUCAAUUCCGAUCCGGGCCUGGUGGUUGGUAGCGAUUCGUUUGGAGGUGUCGAUUUUGAGGGCACUUUCUAUGUCAACGACGAUACGGACGAUGACUAUGUGGGCUUCAUCUUUAGCUACCAGAGCAAUCGCAAAUUCUAUGUGGUGCAGUGGAAGAAGGGCACCCAGACCUAUUGGCACUCGUCGCCUUUCCGCGCCUCUGCCGAGCCGGGCAUCCAGAUAAAACUGAUUGACAGCAACACAGGUCCCGGCUCCAUGUUGCGUAACAGCUUGUGGCAUGCCGGCGACACGCCUGGCCAGGCAAGGCUGCUGUGGAAGGAUCCACUGAAUGCCGGCUGGAAGGAGAAGACCUCAUAUCGCUGGUCCCUGGUGCAUCGACCUUCCAUCGGGCUCAUCAGACUGCGCAUAUAUGAGGGCGAACGUUUGAUAUUGGACUCGCACAAUGUUUACGAUGCCACGCUCACCCUCAAGGGCGGACGACUGGGCGUUUUUUGUUUUUCCCAAGAAAUGAUUAUAUGGUCGGAUCUGGUUUACAAAUGCAACACACGCGUACCGCCUCUCAUCUACAACGAACUGCCCACACAUCUCAAGCUCAAAGUGGAACUGGAGAACUAAGCAGAGCCCAGCCGCGGUGGUUAUAUAGGUUUCUGGUUUCUGGCCUAGCUUUCAAAGCAGCAAAAGAUUGAAGGACUCAAGGAUUCGAAUCGAUUCAAAGGACUAUUACGAAUCUAACGAGGCUAUUCCUUCCAGGAUCAGACAUAUAUUAAGCCAGAUAUAGUUAUUUUUAGUAACAAUCGAAAAUACACGUAAAAAUCAACAAAUCUGUUAAUUU